AUGGCCUUUGAGGUUCAAUCUGCCCAGGUGGGCAUUUACUGUGGGCUUGUAGUGCUGAUACCCCGGAUUGCGAAUCGCUCAGACCUCCCAACUUGCAGGUUCCUGUUACGGAGUACUUGUCACUUGACCCAUUUCCCCCUCUUUGGGCUUGGUGAGAUCGUCAUUGCCCAGGUGUCGACCAUGAUGACCCAGGUGCUUCCCAUCCGGGCUCUGACCCACAAUAUCCGGUAUGCAACCUCCUCGCCUUUCCAGGGCGAGCGGCCUUGGAGUGAACGGAAACAACUACUGCUCAAUGAACUCCAUUACGAAACCCGACACUGCCAGGAGACUUUUGUCUGUCUGCAGGAGGUUCUCCAUAACCAGCUGGGGGACAUUCUCGCGGGAUUAAACGAGGAAACAAAGCCCGAGGCCCCGGGGUGGGAGUAUAUCGGCGUUGGCAGAGACGACGGCCAUGAGUCCGGGGAAUACUCGCCCAUCUUUUAUCGGGCUGCAGUUUGGGAAUUGGUGCACUGGGAAACGGUGUGGCUAUCGAGGACACCCGAAACGCCGUCAAAAAGCUGGGAUGCGGCCUCUAUUCGCAUCGUGACCAUUGGUGUUUUCACCCAUCGGCAGACCCAGAAUACCAUCCUGGUGAUGAAUACGCAUCUGGACGAUCAGGGGUCCCGCUCCCGUCUGGAAGCUGCGCGUAUCAUCUUGGAGAAGAUUUCCGACUACAGGGGAAGAACAUACGAUCAGAAUGGGGUGACACGAGCUAUUUCGGGUACCUUCUUGGCUGGUGAUUUCAACAGUGAAGAGAACCAGGAAGCCUACCAAGAACUGACGGUGAGUUUGCUCGAUGCAUACAAGGAAGUUCCAAGCUCCAAACGAUAUGGUAAUCACAUUACUUGGACUGGCUUUGGAUACGAGAACGAAGCGGCCUCGCGGAUCGACUACGUCCUGGUGGACCCCACGAUCAACCUCAACCGGAGACUCACAGUCCACGGGUACAGUGUGUUAGGGAACAAAUUUGACGAUGGCGUUUACUGCUCCGAUCACCGUGCUGUGGUGGUGGACCUGCUGCUCCGAUGA
Penicillium olsonii is the source of this 1068-nucleotide messenger RNA. Lineage: Eukaryota; Fungi; Ascomycota; Eurotiomycetes; Eurotiales; Aspergillaceae. The record is from the annotation of a GenBank genome assembly.